Messenger RNA from Ornithorhynchus anatinus (platypus), 4780 nucleotides. RefSeq names its product solute carrier family 38 member 2 (gene SLC38A2). The transcript has 16 exons. Gene Ontology annotation, biological process: amino acid transmembrane transport; L-glutamine transport. Gene Ontology annotation, molecular function: L-glutamine transmembrane transporter activity. NCBI's taxonomy places the organism in Eukaryota, Metazoa, Chordata, Mammalia, Monotremata, Ornithorhynchidae. The record is from RefSeq and is a predicted model, not a curated record. Bases 383 to 1906 code for a protein of 507 amino acids.
ACACACUAGUCCCACCGUCCACUCCCACCCAGAGCUGCUCUCCCCAACACCCCUCGCCCACCCCCGUCCUCGUCCCUCUGACCCAGAGGACUCCGGCAGGCCGUUUUCGGUCGGGGGAAGGGAACCGACGGGCCCUUUGGUGUUUUGCUUUUAAUUUAUUUUCUGUUAUUCUUUUUGGAAAUUACCUACCGGGUUUUUUUUCCUUUCUUUUUUUUUUUUAAUUCCGCUCUUCGCUUCGGUUAGAGAAUCAAUUCUCGGACCUCCAGACCAGGAAGGCCAGGCGGGAGCCCAGCCCGGCGGCCGAGGACAAAAGGCGCCCCCGGACCCCCUGUGCUCAACCCUCGACCCCCUCCUCUUUUAUUUUUGGACCCCCCCCACCACGAUGACCAAAGCGGAGAUGGGCAGGUUUAACAUCUCCCCCGAUGAAGACAGUAGCAGCUACAGCUCCAACAGCAACGAAUUCCCCUACACCUACCCCACCAAGCAAGCUGCCUUGAAAAGCCAUUAUGCAGAUGUCGAUCCAGAAAAUCAAAACUUUUUACUUGAAUCAAAUGCGGGGAAGAAGAAGUAUGAAACCGAAUACCAUCCAGGUACUACUUCCUUUGGAAUGUCAGUAUUUAAUCUGAGCAAUGCUAUCGUGGGUAGUGGAAUCCUUGGGCUUUCUUAUGCCAUGGCUAAUACUGGAAUUGCUCUUUUUGUAAUUCUCUUGGCAUUUGUGUCAAUAUUCUCCUUAUAUUCUGUUCAUCUCCUUUUGAAGACAGCUAAUGAAGGAGGUUCUUUAUUGUAUGAGCAAUUAGGUCAAAAAGCAUUUGGUAUGGCAGGAAAACUUGCAGCCUCCGGAUCAAUUACGAUGCAGAAUAUUGGAGCUAUGUCAAGCUACCUCUUCAUAGUGAAAUAUGAGUUACCAUUGGUGAUCCAGGCACUAAUGAGCAUUGAAGAAAAUAAAGGGGAGUGGUAUCUGAAUGGUGACUACUUGGUUCUGCUGGUGUCAUUAUUACUCAUUCUUCCUUUGUCACUGCUGAGAAAUUUAGGUUACCUGGGAUAUACAAGUGGCUUUUCCUUAUUGUGCAUGGUCUUCUUUCUGAUUGUCGUGAUCUGCAAGAAAUUUCAAAUCUCUUGCCCCUUUGAAACUGAAAUGGUGAAUGAGACGGUGAAUAACACUUUUAUGCACCUGGCAGAAAGUCAGACAUCUGCACUGGAAGUUAAUGUGACUGAGGAAGAUACAUGCAAGCCACAUUACUUUAUCUUCAACUCUCAGACUGUCUAUGCUGUUCCAAUCCUGACGUUUUCAUUUGUCUGCCAUCCUGCCAUUCUCCCCAUUUAUGAAGAAUUGAAAGGGCGCAGCCGGAGAAGAAUGAUGAACGUAUCCAAGAUUUCGUUCUUUGCCAUGUUUCUCAUGUACCUGUUGGCUGCUCUCUUUGGAUACUUGACAUUUUAUGGAAAUGUUGAGCCAGAAUUGCUUCACACUUACUCUGCGGUUAUGGGUGCUGAUAUUCUUCUCCUCAUUGUCCGUUUGGCUGUGUUGAUGGCUGUCACACUUACAGUACCUGUAGUUAUUUUCCCAAUCCGCAGUUCCAUCAUUCAAUUGUUGUGUGCAGCAAAAGAUUUCAGUUGGUGGCGUCAUAUUCUUAUUACCGUAUCGAUUUUAUCAUUUACCAACGUGCUCGUGAUCUUUGUCCCAACUAUUAGGGAUAUCUUUGGGUUCAUUGGUGCUUCUGCUGCUGCCAUGUUGAUUUUUAUUCUUCCUUCAGCCUUCUACAUCAAACUAGUGAAGAAAGAGCCCAUGAAAUCUGUGCAAAAAAUUGGGGCUCUAUUCUUCUUGCUAAGUGGCAUAUUUGUGAUGACUGGAAGCAUGACCCUGAUUAUUCUAGAUUGGAUCCACAAUGCUUCUGUAGAUGGCCAUUAACUGGAACGACUAAAACUUGAAUCCUUAACUUCAGACUCCAGUGUUCAGUCAACAAUCUACUGAAAAUGAAAUUUCACCUAUGUUUGCAGUUUCACUUCCUUUUGAAAUGCAGAUUCUUUGCUGGUUCUUCUGUGUGUAGAAUAAGUGGACUCUUGGGAAAUUAUUCUGCAUGAUAGAAAUGGAAUUUAACAACCAACCACCUGAGUCUCUGGCUAAGGGAAGUGACAAUUUUAUUCCAUUCCAGAGAAUGGACAAAACUCUCUUAACUUUUAUCGAGCCACAUGUCUGGCUUUUGUCAUUAAUUGUUACUUGGAUAUUUUAUGAUUUUACUUGAAUGUGCCUAAGGGAACCAUUCGAUGUGAGAAAUAAUCCUUAAUUUACAGCAAAGUAUUGAAAUAACCAAUGAGAGAACACUAUUAUUUUUUGUACCAAAAAUACUUAUAGACCUCAAAAGCACUAUUUUAAUUUUAAGAAAUUGCUUUUUUGAACUUUAUCCAGAUAGGGUUGUCAGUAGAACCAGUAAAAAUGUUUCAUUGGUGUUUAAAACUUGCCUUUUUAAUAGGCAUGAUAAGCCAAAAACUUUUUUUACCCAAAAGUAAUCAUUUUUAAAAGGAAAAUUAUAUCCAUUCAACUGAUGUGAGGAAAAUAUCAACUAGAAACAUAGAUUUGUUUUUGUUUUUGUUCCAUUCAAUUCUCCAUUACUUAAAAGUGUAAUUUACAAAUAUUUGCUAUUGGCAUCCCAGGUCAGAUGAUUUAACUCUCAGUUGCCAUGUUUUUUUGUCUGCCCCUGAAUAACAUGGCUGACGAAUUCUGAACUUUUAAAAAAGAAAUUUAUUGUAUCAGCAUGGAAGAAGACGAAACAAAUAUAUCUGUGAUAAAUACAUUAAGAGCUAAUAGAGCUUUGAGGUACCAAGUAGUGCACAGUUUGUUCAGUUGCAUCUAUCUCCAGAGACAGUGACAACUACAGUUAGAUUUUGGUCAGCAAUUCAUUUUUGAAAUGGCUACCGACAGCAGAGAAAACCCGGGGACCUGUUUUCCCACUCGGCAGGACUCAGAUGACCCGGUAUUUCUGAAAAUACACGCUCACUACUACAAGCGUGAAAUACUUGAUGAUGUUUCAUUUGAAUCCUCGUUGUAUCUACACUAGAGGCCUAGUCCGCAGGUUACGCCGACAUCUGUAUUAUAAUACAAGUUCUCUUUGUACGAGGAACUGGGAUUCUCAUGCAGUCAAUAUUUUACAAUAACUCGUAUGCACUGGAUUGUCAUCUCAAACUUGUUUGCUUUAUAACUUUUUUGUUUACAACCAGAGGAACUAGUGGUACAUGAGAAUAAUUAGAUGUUUUGGUUCUCCUGCAUGUUCCUUGGGCCAUUUCUAUCCCAGUUGGAAGACAAAAAGCUACUUUUAAACUUGGCUUUUAAGAGCACAUUUAUGGUAUGUGGUGAAUAUAUUAUCAAACCAUGUGGUACUCAGCAUAUAUUUAACCACCUAAUUUAUGUAACUCCAAUAGUUGUUGAAGAAAGCAAAUAAUGGGAUCAUCCAGUUCCUCAGCUGGUGCUCAUGGUUUCUCUUAAAACUGGCACUGCAUUCAGUUCUAGGAAAUGGUCAAAGUGUGGCAAACGUGGUAUAUAUUACCCAGUAUUCUUUCUAAUAUGCAUAAAGAUCAUAGUCAUUGGGUUUGGGUGGGGGGGAAACUCCUUUUAUGUAAUUUUGCAGAAGAACAAAACUUAAGUACUAGGUUUAAUGGACCAAUGUCCUACUACUUUCAUGUGCAGUUGGGCCUCAUUAAAAUGAUCAGGAACAAUUUGGGGUAUAACGAGAAAAUGGAUUCCACCUUACUGCUGUUUUGGGGCUGGGCCAUCUGGUCCCCCGGGGGCUCUUUGACUCUUGAGCCCACCUGUAGUUCUAGCCAAGAAUCACACUCCUUGUUGUUUGGCAAAAUAGUGCUGUGUGUCACCCCAGAAACAUGCAGGGAAAUGCCGUGUGAAGGCAUUUUCCAUCCUCCCGGCUUGCUGUCCCUUCAGGGAGCAAGAGCUACCCAUUGCCUGUGAGUCACAGUAAACAAAGCUGGGAAGGAUGGGAAACUUCCCAUUGCACCCUUUGGGUGGUAGAAGUUUAAUGCCACUUGGGUCAGGCUAGCCCGGUGCAUGAUUGAUUCUCCAGAAGCCCGACUGCGUUGAGAUUCCUAAAUCAUGAAUCUCCUUUAAUGAGCGGUCUUCAGUAUUAAACCACUGUUUUGUCACCUCAUUUUGCAUUACCGUUGUCCAUGGAUUUGUUUUUCCCGGUCAUAACUAAUAUGUUAUUUAUAGAACACCAUUAAUCCAUUAAAGCUAACCUAUUUUUCGAUAUUUAUGAUAAUCUGUACAUAAAUUGUCCGUAUAUAUGUGUAAAUAAGGUGUACAUAACUGGCUCUUGGACAUAAGUGUACAUAUUUCUGUUUAUUACAGCAUUUUGUUGAUUUCAUGUUGUGCAUCUGUGUAAGAAUUGUUAAGUUCCUGUAAAGAAAAAUUAAGACUAGAAAUGUGUUAUCAAGUUGUGUAAGAGCACAUUGGAAUUCCAGUUAAAUAUUUAUUAAAACUGUUUUUGCAAUAAAAAACUUCUAAGAUUUCCAUCCCCCCCCCCCAAAAUAAUGAAAAUGUGGUUACUAACAGGUUUUAUUUUUCAAAAUGUAGUGGUUAUCAAAUGUGAUAUAUUGACAAGGCCUUCAUACACAGGUGUUCUAAGUCUCUGUAUAUUUUGUAUAUACAUAUACCCACUGUACUGUUAGAGGCCAACAAUUCGAGAUGACUUGUUGGCAAAGAGUGUUACACCGUUUCAAUGAAACAUUGUAUGUUUGUUUUAACUAAACUAAAAUAAAUACAAGCUUAAUCCUUAAA